ACUUCACCUCAGCGACUCUCCUCCGAGCAGAAGAUCAUGCUGAUGCUGAUGAUUGGAAUGAAUGAUCCUUAAUAAAGAAGAAACAUGAUCCGGAUAGCUGCUCUGAAUGCGGCGUCUCAGGCUGCGGAUGAGCAUGAAGACGCCGUCAGAAGCACUAAACCCAGUCAAACAAAGGAAGCCCAGGAGGCAGAAGCGUUUGCUCUGUAUCAUAAAGCUCUUGAUCUGCAGAAACAUGACAAGUUUGACGAGUCUGCCAAAGCCUACCAUGAGCUCCUCAAGACCCCACUGCUCAAGGAGGCAGUGGCAUCUGAAGAUGAGAAAGUUGGACUCAAGCAUCCUGGACUGAUGCUGAAGUACUCCACCUAUAAAAACCUGGCCAGUCUUGCUGUGCUCAGAGAUGAUUUCGACACUGCCAUGGACUUCUAUGUGCAGGCUGUCAUGCUGGACUCCACAGAUGUGAGUAUGUGGUAUAAGAUGGGAAAGUUGGCUUUGAGGAAGGCCAGCAUGCCUUUGGCCCGCCAUGCGUUUGAGGUGGGCUUACGCUGUAACCCGGACCACUGGCCCUGCCUAGACAGUCUCAUCACGGUCCUCUACGCUCUCAGUGACUACAGCUGUUGCCUGUACAACAUCUGUAAGGCUCUGGAGAAGGACACCGGCUACAGUAAGGGGCGAGUGCUCAAAGAGAAGAUCUUUGAAGAGCAGCCCUGCCUCAGACGAGACUCUAUGAAGAUGUUCUCCAAACUUGAUGUGUCAGUGCAGUACGUGGAUGUUGAUGAGGAGGAAGCCAACAGCAUUGUAGAGGAAGCGCUGGAGCUGAGGAGACAGAGACAGGCUAAACUCACACGGCAUCCUGUAGCUGACCUGCAGCUGGUUCUGCCCAUCAAAUACUUCACGUGGAAGAGCGUUGGGGAGAGUUUCUUGGCCAUGUACAAACACCAGAAUGCUUGCCUGGUCCCACGGCCUGACUUCGGCCGCCGCAUCGACCUGUCAAUGUACCGUGACCCGGACUGCCUCGUGCAAAUGCCCACCAGCACUCCAGCGCCUGCCACUGCUGCUUCAGACCCCCCUCAACCCCCCAUACCUGUCAGUGUACCUCAGGCCCCCCCUGCCCCUCCUCCAGGUCCCAGUAGCCCGAGUGCCAGUCUGCACCCAUCCACCGAGUUCUUUGUCCAGCUGCAGGCCCCGCCCAGCACUGAUGCAGGAGCGCUGCAGAACCAGAACGUCAUUGAGAUCACCACUACACCCACAGUCACUACUACUGCUGCCAAUGGAACUGAGGAUGCCGCCGUUACCACAGUUACUACUGCUGCUCUGGACGCUGCCUUGAAUGACAAAGUGAAAAAAGGCACUAAGAGAAAACGUGUGGUAGAGGACACCGUAGAGACGGCGAAGAGGCGCUCAGCACGUGUCCGCAACACCAGAUGCAAGAAAGAAGAGAAGAUUGACUUCCAAGAACUCCUGCUCAAAUUCCUCCCCUCUAGAUUGAAAAAGUUUGAAGAUGAUGAAGAUGAGGAGAGUCUCAGUAACAUGGGCUCACAGUGUGACAGCAAACUUGACUCCCAGUCGAACCGCGGAUCCAACUCCUCCGAGUACAUCGUCUCUAUGGAGACAGAGCGGAAGGACGUUCACGCGUUCCUGUUGGCGAACAUGCAGAACGGCGGCAUCCUGGAGCUGAUGAUGCGGUAUCUGAAGGUGGUGGGGCAGAAGUUUCUGGAGGAGUGGCCAGCGGGCCUCAGCACAGUGGUGCUGGAUCUGUUCAACUGCUGGAGGAAACACAGCGCUGGCCUGCCCAAUCCACUGCUCAGAGAUUCCAGCAACCAGCACAUAAAGGAAAUGAUGCUGAUGUGUCUCUGCUGUCUGGAGCUACAGUUGGAGCAGAAGUCCAUGAUGAAGGGCAAGAACAUGUCUCAGAGGAAGACCAUGUCUGGCUCAGGAAGGGAUUUUGGGGACGUUGAUGGUCCAGAGACCCGCUUUCAGACAGAUAUAUUCCUUCUGACCAUGGCCUCCUCUCAGAGAGAUCUGUUUGAAGACGAUUGGCUCUCUUUUGCCAUCAGAGUUCACUGGCUCAAGGCACGAUACCUUGCCUUUCAGGGUGACAUGGAAGAGGCGCUGGAGUGUUACGACAUGUGUGUCGGUCUGCUGAAAGGUCAGACAAGUCAGAUGGAAAAAAUCACCGUCCUCCUGCCUAACCUUAGCGUGGACAAUGCCAUCUCUAUAGAGGAGGUACAAUACAAAAGAAAUCGAUCUCUCAAGAUACUCUCCCUGCUGCGGCUGAAAGACUACAGCUCCUGCCUCGAGACAUCUGAAGUGUCUCUCAAUGAGGCCAUACAGCACUUGAACUCUGGAUUACCCAGCAGCCCCUCUGCCAAGGAGGAGUGGGUGUCCACUGUCACGGCCCUGCUGAAGGGCGUCGAAAGCUGCAUCACUGAAAAACCUGAGCUGCUCAGUCACACCCCACGACCCGCAAACCUACCGCGCCUCGCCAACAACCUCAUACAGUUGAUAGCCAACAGCAUGGUCUUACCUGAUGACCCCAAAGAGGCUCAUUUUUCAUCGCUGUUGCCAUGGAUUCUGCUGUACCGCCUCAUCAAACAGGAAGAGGCAGCCUUUGACUGCAUGCUGCGGCAGCACAUCGCAGAUGAGGAUGAUGAUGGUGAGGAUGAUACUCCGUUGCUGCCCUCCUCCCUCAUGCUUCUGAACACAGCGCAUGAAUACCUGGGCCGUCGCUGCUGGUGCUGCAACUCUGAUGGCACUUUACUCAAAUUUUUUGUGCGUGUAUUGCGGGAGAAGCUCGCAGGACAUGAGAAUCUGCCAUAUAAAGAAGAUCUGGAGACGGCACUUGAGCAGUGUUUCUUCUGCCUGUAUGCUUACCCAAGCAAGAAGAGCAAAGCCCGAUACCUGGAGGAGCAUUCUGCCCCACAGGUGGAGCUUCAUUGGGAUGAUGCCGUCUUUAUGUUUGAAUACUUUAAACCCAAGACCUUGCCAGAGUUUGACAGCUAUAAGACCAGCACUGUCUCUGCUGACGUUGCCAACCUGCUUAAAAGGCUUUCUGGAAUAAUCCCACGUAGCAAUGGCCCCACGCUCUCUGUAGAUGACGUGUCUGCCUAUAUCGAAGGAGGUGUUCUGAAGGUGCCAGCGCUUCCAGAAGGAGCUUCCCCGGCACCCCCUGUGGUUAACGAGCUGUACUACCUGCUAGCGGACUACCACUUCAAAAACAAAGAGCAGUCGAAAGCCAUCAAGUUCUACAUGCACGACAUCUGCAUGUGUCCCAACAGGUUUGAUUCGUGGGCAGGCAUGGCACUGGCACGCGCCAGUCGCAUCCAGGACAAGCUGAACUCCAAUGAGCUCAGGAGUGACGGACCCAUCUGGAAAAACUCUCUGGCUGUGCUGACCUGUUUCAAACGGGCUCUGGAGAUAGACAGCUCCAACCUCUCCCUAUGGAUCGAGUAUGGUACCAUGUCCUAUGCCUUUCACUCCUUCGCUUCCAGACAGCUCAAACAAUGGAAACACGAACUUCCUCCUGACUUGAUCAAACAGAUGGAAGAGCGCAGAGACUCGAUGUUGGAGACGGCGUCGCAGUGUUUUCAGAGCGCCUCUCGCUGUGACGGCGAUGAGGAGGAGUGGCUCAUUCACUACAUGCUGGGGAAGAUUGCUGAGAAGCGCAAACGGCCGCCCAAAGACUACCUGCAGCUGUACAAAAUGGUGCCAGCGCUUCCAGAAGGAGCUUCCCCGGCACCCCCUGUGGUUAACGAGCUGUACUACCUGCUAGCGGACUACCACUUCAAAAACAAAGAGCAGUCGAAAGCCAUCAAGUUCUACAUGCACGACAUCUGCAUGUGUCCCAACAGGUUUGAUUCGUGGGCAGGCAUGGCACUGGCACGCGCCAGUCGCAUCCAGGACAAGCUGAACUCCAAUGAGCUCAGGAGUGACGGACCCAUCUGGAAAAACUCUCUGGCUGUGCUGACCUGUUUCAAACGGGCUCUGGAGAUAGACAGCUCCAACCUCUCCCUAUGGAUCGAGUAUGGUACCAUGUCCUAUGCCUUUCACUCCUUCGCUUCCAGACAGCUCAAACAAUGGAAACACGAACUUCCUCCUGACUUGAUCAAACAGAUGGAAGAGCGCAGAGACUCGAUGUUGGAGACGGCGUCGCAGUGUUUUCAGAGCGCCUCUCGCUGUGACGGCGAUGAGGAGGAGUGGCUCAUUCACUACAUGCUGGGGAAGAUUGCUGAGAAGCGCAAACGGCCGCCCAAAGACUACCUGCAGCUGUACAAAAUGUCUGCACACUACCUGCAUGAGGAGGCAGCCAGAUACCCACGCAAAAUCCACUACCACAACCCACCGGACCUCGCCAUGGAGGCCUUAGAGCUGUUUUUCCGCCUGAGCGCCACCAUUCUGAAGUUGCUGGAGAAUGAGGAAGAUGAUGGUGAACAGUCUGAGCAGCAAAUGAAGCUUCUGGAUUAUGAGCUGUUCUUCAACAUGCUCGCCGAAGCUGCCGUCGGACCCUUUGCACGCGGAGAGGAGAAGACCACGGCCAAAAACAGCAAUAACAAGGAAAAGCUUCCAUCCAUUAAUGAUGAAGACUCCCGCUCCUCGGCUGGCGUGAGUACCUGUCCGCAAGCGUUGACCACCUCAUCUGUCACAUCUGUGGUGGCUCCAACAACUUCUUUGCCUGGCGACGGUGCGGCAGGUGCGAGUUCUCCCCCGUACGUGGUCACUCCGGUCGACCAUGAUUACGUCAAACGUAAAAGCCUGCAGCAGAGGCACAGGCAGGGGCAGGAUCAGGACAGCAUUGCUGGCAUGUCGGACUCCAGCUCCUUGCAGGAUGUCUUCAUGGACGCCACCAGCUCACAGGACAGCAGCCACAAGGUCGAUUCUGAGAAGUGUAGUAUUUUUCCGGAAGAAUCAAAUGCCACUGGAAAAGAGAAACCGGCCACAUCAGAGGAUGCAGGCCCCUUGGAGGACAAGAACAUGGAUAUCAGCUCUGCCACACUCUCUCAAGAAUCUUCAGUCACACAAGAGUCUUCAGACACCACCUUAUCCAUCACCUCCCCUGAGGCCUCCGUCCCCAAAACCCCUACCACAGACACCCCUACCCAAGCUCCACCUCUGCCACUGCACUCCGCCCAACCACACAGACCCCACCCCCAGACCAGCUCCUCCAGUGAGUGCAAGCGCAGGCCAGAGCCGCCGCCUCCGCUGGAGGUGAUAGAGUUGCCUAAGUGUCUUCCGCCGGGAUGGAGAGAGCAGAGGAAAACGCUAGUGGAAGUGUGUGUGAGGUCUCUCUUCCUGUGUCUGAGUCGCUACCCGCAACACUACAAGAGUCUCUAUCGUCUGGCCCACCUGUACUCCUACAGCAAGAAACACAAGAACCUGCAAUGGGCACGAGACGUGUUGCUAGGGAGCAGUGUCCCAUGGCAACAGCUGAAGCACAUGCCGGCACAAGGACUUUUCUGCGAGAGGAAUAAGACCAAUCUGUUCAACGGCAUCUGGCGUAUUCCAGUAGAUGAGAUCGAUCGUCCUGGGAGUUUUGCAUCUCAUAUGAACAGAUCCAUCGUGCUCUUGCUGGAUGUUCUGUCUCAACUGAAAGAUCACCACACUUUACUUAAAAUCUCCCUCAUGCUUCAGAGAACCCCUGAUCAGGGAAAGAAGUACUUGCGAGAUGUGGACCGACAAGUUUUGGCCAAGCGAGCAUUUUUCUUCACUGUAAAAGUGCUGGAAGACAAUCUGGAUAAACUCACAGGGGUAAGUGUUCCCCUUAAACCGUCUGCCACCUCUAUGGGUGAAAUGACCACUGUGGAUGUGUCCAACCAGCCUCCUGCUGUGGAAGACCCCAAACGCUCCCACACCACCCAGCCUAAAGCAGGACUCCCCGACACCCCUAAGGACUCAGGAAGUGAGACCGGACCUCCUGGUAUGCCUCAGCAAUGUUCAGCCACUCUUCAGCUCUCCCUGGAGCCUUUAAAUCAGGCGACAGUGUGCGCCGUUCACCCCAGAGAAGGUACUUCAGGACUUAUAGAGCCUAUGGAGCUUGGCCCGGGAUCAUGGCCAGGUGCCUCAAUAUUCAAAGACCCUCAAACACCUGUUGAAACUGGACCACAGGAGCAGGGGGUGGUUAAAUCGGCGGCAGAGGAGGCCGAUAAGGUCCCAGAGAGCAGUCGGGAGUCGGAGCUGUCACUGGAGGAGUUAAGCAUUAGCUCAAAACAGCAGCAGCUACAGAAUCAGGUGAACGCAGCUAAAGGAGCACUUAGUAUGGUCACAACGCCAACAGCCAGCAACCCCACACCUCUAGCCAGUACCCCUGAGGUGGCACUACAGCAGAGACCCAGCAGGAAGAGGAAACUGUUGGAUGACGUGGAGUCGGGCAAGACGCUGCUUUUGGAUGCGUACAGGGUGUGGCAGCAAGGUCAGAAGGGCAUGACCUAUGACCUGCGGCGCAUCGAGAAGAUCAUGUCCGAGACCUACAUGCUGAUCAAGCAGGUGGAUGAGGACGUAGCAUUGGAUCAAGCUGUUAAGUUCUGCCAGAUUCAGAUGGCGACGUCAGCACAAAGACAGAGCUCCAGUGAUGCACCCAGCACUCCCAAGUUUAGUAAAGACCAGCGAGACAUCUUCUUCCCAGCAUCGUUCUCCACGCCGUGCCUCCACACGCAAACGUACCCAGCACCAACGCAGGACGGGGAGGCCAAGCUGAGCAAGACCCCUCGACCGCUUCUCAUACAGCCGCAGACACACAGCACUCCAACACAGAUCUACUGCCAACCCGACCAAUCACAACAGCGAAAAACACCUAGCCAGCCAAUAGCAAGCAUGGCCUUCUUGCCUCACACAGAGGACAGAGAGGAGCCGGUUACUGAGGGUCUGCUGUACCACCAGCAGGAGUCCCAUCUGUGCCAGCAGAUGAAGAUGACCACCGUCUCUCAGAUUCACAGUCACGAGCCCCCAUCCUGUUCAACACAAACCAGCACAGAAAGUGACCAGUCAAAGCAGGGAGAUGCAAAUCGCAUCCGGUCCAGAAUUCCUCCCAACAUGCCCAAACUGGUGAUCCCCUCCACAGUCAUUAAAUUCCCCCCAGAGAUAACAGUCACGCCCCCCACACCCACCCUGCUCUCCCCGAAGGGUAGCAUCUCCGAGGAGACCAAACAGAAACUCAAGAAUGUGAUCCUCUCCUCUCAGUCGGCAGCUAACGUGAAGAAAGACACUCUCGCUCAGCCCGCUUUAGAAGUGCAAGAGACAUCGAGUCAGGAGUCCUCUCUUGAAAGCGAGUCGGAUGAGGAAGACGACUACAUGGACAUUUGAACUGUCAAGGUUUGAGCCGCACUGCUGCAGAACUCUCAAGCUGAGCUCGGAAGCAAAAUCUCCUUUUUUUUAAGUGUGUAGCUGCAACUAAUCGUUGACAACUAAUGAGUUUGUCUUCGUUUGUUUUUCUAUAGCGCGAUUUCUCCGCUAUAUGCACGUUUUUCAGCGAAAGGGCUUUUUCCUACCCUGGCACUCGUGUCCUGUUGGUUUUGCUCCUCUGCUGCUAAGCAUGGACUGGGUUUUUAUGUCGUUCUGCUGUUUUUUGGUUGUUGUUGUGUACAAUCUUGCAAAGUGCCAUUUUUACUCCAGCAGCUACGAAAAUGAUGCUCACAGCUGAACCACAGUGGAAUCAUGCAAAGUCAGUACAAAAUCAUUUCUUAAAGGAUGGAUUAUGUAAUAUUGACAGUUUGUGUAAUGCAAUUUACUCACUCAGAGUUUCCUGGGCAUUAAAUCCAUCACGACGUUGUUUACAGAUUUAAGAGGAAGUCAAUUGCGCUUGACGUUUGGU
Molecule: messenger RNA, 7801 nt
Organism: Sinocyclocheilus grahami
Lineage: Eukaryota; Metazoa; Chordata; Actinopteri; Cypriniformes; Cyprinidae
Product: calcineurin-binding protein cabin-1-like
Exons: 40
Coding region: 85-7293 (2402 amino acids)
Biological process (GO): chromatin organization
Cellular component (GO): nucleus
Molecular function (GO): protein binding; nucleosome binding
Source: RefSeq, a predicted model, not a curated record